Messenger RNA from Scomber scombrus (Atlantic mackerel), 952 nucleotides. RefSeq names its product CMRF35-like molecule 1. The record is from RefSeq and is a predicted model, not a curated record. The transcript has 7 exons. Gene Ontology annotation, molecular function: signaling receptor activity. Bases 2 to 943 code for a protein of 313 amino acids. NCBI's taxonomy places the organism in Eukaryota, Metazoa, Chordata, Actinopteri, Scombriformes, Scombridae. Gene Ontology annotation, cellular component: cell surface.
CAUGACAGUUCAUCACACUUUGAUCUGCUUUUUCUUCCUCACAGUGCUGCAGGAUGGAAACAUUGGUCUCAUCAAUGCACAAAUCCCCAUUUUUAGAGCAACUGAAGGACAAAGUAUCACAGUUCAAUGUGACUUUACCGUGACUGGAGGCAAGAAGUACUUCUGUAAGGACGAAUGUGAAGAGAAAAUUCUUGAAAUGUAUGGUGUCAGUGCUCAAAGAGACAGAUACAGCAUGAGAUAUAAAACCAGACGUGGAAGAAGUCGUCUGGAUGUGACCAUCACACAUCUGACCAAAUCUGACUCUGGACGUUAUGGCUGUGGUUUGGACAGAUUUAUCUUUACAGAUCCAUACCAGCAGUUUGAGAUCGUCGUCACAGAUGCUCCGUCCACUUCAAAACCAAAGUUGACUUUCAGACCUUUUUCAACAUCUUUCCCAUCAGCUUCGACAACAACAACAACAACAACAACAACAACAACACAGAGUUUCAGAACAACAACAUCUUCUGCUCAAACCACCGACCAGUCUGAACAGGAACAAACAGCUGGAGGUUCAGGUGUGCUGCUGUACGUGGGUCUGACUCUGGUCGUUAUCGUGCUCCUGUUCUCAGUGGCUCUGCUGAUAUUCUGCAAGAAAAUAUCAUCUAAACCCAAAAAACAUCCUGAGGAAACAGAGUAUGCCAAUUUCACAGAGACCAGCCAAGUGCACGAGGAGAUCAGAGAGGGCGACGGACAGAGCAGAUCUCCUCCUGUGGAAAACUCAGUCCAAACCUCAGUUGUCUACAGCGUUGUCACUGCUGCAGCAUCCCGUCCUCUGAGCAAAACUGAAGACGACUCCAGCGAUGUCGUCUACACUCAAGUAGAUUUUUCAAACAGACCUGCCGCCUCACGCAGCAGCGCCCCCAGUGGUCAGGCCGAUAAUGUUAUCUACUCUGCACCUCGGUAACGCGCUGAU